AUGUUUCCUGAGUCUUGUAAAAAUCGAUCAAUAGGAUCAGUAAAUUAAUCUUGUCAUGAGUCUCAUCGUUUGAGACAACAUUUAGUAAACUCAUUUGGGUUUUUAUCUAAACAUGAAUCAAGAAACUCAUAUUAUGAUAAGGAAGAUCAAUAAGAUUAAUUAUUAAAAAUUAAACAAGAGCUUAAUUAAUUAAGGAUAGAAAAUACAUAAUUAAAAUCUUAGAAUAUAUAUUAUUAAGUAAGAUUUAUUAAUAUAAAGAAAGAUCUUGAAAGCUUUCAUCAACAGUUGUCAGAUGAUGACAUAUAAGUGAAAACAGUUCGAAAUAAUCAAAAAUUCAAACAUUUACUUAAAUUACUAUAAUCUAAAGAAGCUGAAAUUGAUACUUUAAAAAAAAAGUUAAAAAUGGAUGAAAUUUUAAACUAUUAAAAAAAAGUUGGUGAACUCUAAAAUAUAAUUGAGCUUCAGAAAGAAAAAUUAUUAGGAAAUCAAAGAAAUUUAUUAGCACCUUAAUUUGCUAUUCUUGAUGAAUUAGAAUAAGAUAAUAUUAAACUAGUUGAGAUUAUUAAAAAUUUAGAAGAGAAAUCAAGAGAUUACGAAUAAUUGAAAAAACACAUAAUAACAUAAUAAGUCAAAAUUUAAUAAUAAAAAUAACUCAUUAAUGAAUUAUAAAAAGAAAUUCGUUAAUAUAAGGAAAGAGAUUUAUUAUUUGCAGCAAAACACAAUUAAAAAAGUAAAUAAGAUCAAUAAAUUAAGUAAUAAUAUUUAAAUGAAUAUAGAAAACUCUUAUCAGAUAUACAUAAAUUAAGUUAGAAGAGAUAAGAAGAUGAAGCUUAUAUAGAACAAUUAAUAGAUAGACAUAGAUAAGAAAUUAAAAAAUAUGAUCGUAGAAUUAUGGAAAAAGAUGAUGAAAUGUAAUUAUUACUAGAAAGAUGUGAAUCUUUAAGUAAAGCUCUAUAAGAAGAAUAAAUUUUAAAAGCUAAACUUAAAAAGAAUGAUAAAUCUAAUUCUAUUGUUAAACCAUCUAUGUUUUCAUAACACUAAAUAGUUGGAAGAGGUUCGGGAGAUUUUUCACUAAUUACCUCUUAAAGAUCUUUAAGUGGUAUUGGAAAAUCUAAAUAUUCAAAAAUUAAUAAAUAAGAUCUUUGUUAAAUAAUGAAAAUAAUUAAAUUCUCAAUGAUUAUUAAUAAAAUUCCUUUUGAUGAAUUAGAUGCCGUAAUAUACAUUUUAUUUAUAUUAGUAUUUGUUUAAAAAUCAAUAAGAAACUACUUUUGAUGAACUUAAAGAUUCUUUGCAAUAAUAAAUUUUCAAUCUAAAUAAGGAACAAGCAUGUACUUUAGCAAAUUAUUUAUUUGAUUAAGAGGAUGAAUCUAAUGCAGAAAAACCAUAAAAUAAUUCAAGGAUAAGAAGCAUUUUUAAAACAUUAUUAGAUAAUUUUCGAUUACCUAAUAAACAAAUUUAUGAUGAAAUUAAAACAAAUUUGAAUACAAACAAUCUUGAAAUGAUUAACAAUCAAAUUCAAUCUAAAUUUUAGAGUCCUCGUAAUAAACUUAAUGUGAAUGUAAAAUAUACUGUAUUUAUAUAGGAUUUAUUUGAACUUUUCUUAGAGAAUGACAUUAAAUUAUCUAAAGCUUCUCUUGAUUAUAUUGAAUCCUAAUUUUAUAAAAUGAAUCAAUAAUUGUGCGUUUUUGAAAUUGAUUAAUUGAAACAAUUGAUUGAUAAUAUUAAUAACUGA
Molecule: messenger RNA, 1732 nt
Organism: Paramecium sonneborni
Lineage: Eukaryota; Ciliophora; Oligohymenophorea; Peniculida; Parameciidae
Source: the annotation of a GenBank genome assembly